Molecule: messenger RNA, 761 nt
Organism: Trichobilharzia regenti
Lineage: Eukaryota; Metazoa; Platyhelminthes; Trematoda; Strigeidida; Schistosomatidae
Source: the annotation of a GenBank genome assembly
CAGUAAUCGACAUAAAGCCACUUACUUGCGAGAAUGGCGCGAUUUUCGAUAUUCUGCAUCAUGAUGGCUUGUGUUCUUCUGCCACAUCUCAUCGAAAUGAAUUUGGCUACGAAAGCUGAGAAAGUUCCACCACCUGUUGAUGAGAAAGUUUCCGCGAAAUCCCCAGACGCAAACAAAACUGCUGAGACGUCUCCGGCGAAGACGAACGCCACGGGAGAGAAUGAUACCGUGAAGGCGAAAGCAGAGAAGGUUGACGAGAAGGUGAAAGGCAUUGUAAGCGUGAAGUCUGUGAAUGGGACAUCGCAUCAAACGAGCGCAACCCUGGUGAAGGAUAAGAGCAAGUCAAAAGAAGGGAAGGGUAAGAAGAGCGUGAAAGACAAGAAGGACGAUUCUGAUGAUGACGAUGACAAGGACGAUGAUGAUAAGGAUGAGAAGGACGAUGAUGAUGACAAGGAUGACAAGAAGAAGGAGAAGAAGCAGCAGAAGAAGAAACAGAAAGAGCAGAAAAAGCAGGCGAAGAAGGAGCGGAAGAAGCAGGCGAAGAAGGCCGCUAAAGCUGCGAAGGCGAAGAAGGUCAACGAAACUGAGAAGGCGAGUGUAGACGCUAAGCAGUUGAAGAAUGUGAACGUGACGGCCAUUGGGAAGGAUAAUAAUACGACGGUGUAGAUGUGUGUUGUGUGGAGAUUCAGCCGACUGUGUGGAGGAGAGUAAUGAAUUGUCAUAUUGCCUUCAUUAUAUAUUCAAUAAAAGCCUAAUAAAUG